AUGGCCUCUACCUUCACUCUGCUGCUUUUAUUUACAGUUUCUCUCUGUUUUUAUCCGAAUUUUGCAAUAAAUAAAGAAGGCUUGUAUCUGUUGAGAGUUAAAGAUUCACUCUCCGACCCCGCCGGUUCUCUCAACAACUGGUCCGACCGUGAUGCCACCCCAUGCAACUGGACUGGGAUUGUGUGCGACAACCACAACUCGGUUGUUUCAGUCGACCUCACCGGAGCUUCUCUAUCUGGCCCCUUUCCGAUGUUCCUCUGCCGGUUGCCUUCUCUCUCUAGGAUUUGUCUAUCUAACAAUUCUAUAAACUCUUCACUUCCUGUCACCAUUUCGUCUUGCCGGAACCUUACAUAUCUUGACCUGUCGGAUAAUCUUUUAGUUGGCACUAUCCCAUACAGUCUCGCCGACAUCCACUCCCUUCGAUACAUUAAUUUUAACGCAAACAAUUUUUCCGGUGAAAUUCCGGCGAGUUUUGGAAACUUCCGGCAACUGGAAAACAUUACAAUUAUUGAGAAUUUGCUCAAUGGAAAAGUUCCUGGUGCACUGGGUCGGAUAACAAGCCUCAAAUCACUUGAACUUGCUUACAACCCGUUUUCACCGGGUCGACUCCCUCCUGAACUCGGUAACUUGACGAACCUAGAAGUCCUAUGGCUUUCUCAUUGUAACCUUGAGGGGCCAAUUCCGGAGAGUUUUAUUGGGCUGAGUCGAAUCAGGAACUUGGACUUGUCGGACAAUAGACUUACCGGUCCAAUACCGAGUCUGAUUUGUAAACUCAAGAGUGUAGUGCAAAUCGAGCUGUACACAAACUUUUUUACAGGGAAAUUGCCGGCUGGAUGGUCGAAUUUGACUAAGUUGAGACGUUUUGAUGCAGCAAUGAACAAUUUAACUGGGACGAUUCCAGAUGAGUUGUGUGAGUUGCCGCUCGAGUCACUGAAUUUAUAUGAGAACCAGCUCAAUGGUCUAAUCCCGGAAAGCAUCGCCAAAUCCCCAAACUUAUACGACCUAAGAUUGUUUGGAAAUCAACUCAGUGGGUCGCUUCCGAAAGAACUUGGUAACAACUCGGCUCUUCAAACUCUGGACGUGUCACAUAAUAAUCUGUCAGGUGUGAUACCGGAACAUUUAUGCCAAAGAGGGGCAUUGGAGGAGCUCGUACUGAUUUACAAUUCAUUUUCUGGAAAUAUUCCAGAGAGUCUCGGGACAUGUCGGAGUUUAAUGCGGAUACGGAUGCGGGGUAAUAGGCUUUCUGGAGAAGUUCCGGCCGAUUUCUGGGGGUUGCCUCGUGUUUACUUGCUAGACCUUGAAAGUAAUGCAUUUUCGGGAAAUAUAUCACAAAAGAUUAUCGGUGCAAGAAAUCUGUCAACCCUUUCAGUUUCGAGAAACAUGUUAUCGGGGAGUAUACCUAAAGAAACUGGAUCGUUGGAGAACUUGGUCGAGUUUUCUGCUCAUGACAAUCAUCUUGGUGGUGAAAUCCCGAGUUCAUUGGUACACUUAGGACAGCUUGGAAAGCUUGAUCUUAGUAACAAUCAUCUCUCUGGGGAGAUUCCAAGGGGAAUUAAAUACUUGAAACAGCUUAACGAGCUCAAUCUGGCUAACAAUAGGUUAUACGGGGAAAUCCCAGAUGAAAUUGGGAGCAUGCUGGUGCUUAAUUACCUUGAUCUUUCUUGGAAUUCCUUUUCCGGCAGUAUCCCACGAUCACUACAAAAUUUGAAGCUCAAUAUGCUGAAUUUGUCAAAUAAUCAACUCUCUGGUGAAGUGCCGCCUCUAUUUGCUAAGGGAGUUUAUCGGGAUAGCUUUCUGGGAAAUCCAGGUUUGUGUGCUGAUAUUGCUGGUUUAUGUAAUCCAAAAGGAGAAAACCGAAGUCGAGCCUUUUUGUGGAUAUUAAGGUCUAUCUUUGUGAUUGCUGGAAUUGUUUUUCUCGUUGGGGUUGUUUGUUUUGUAUGGAAGUACAAGAAUGCCAAGAAAAUGAACAAAGGAGUUGCUAUGACAAAGUGGACUUCGUUUCAUAAGCUGGGAUUUAGCGAAUUCGAAAUAAGCGAAUGCCUUAAAGAAGCUAAUGUGAUAGGACAAGGGGCAUCGGGAAAAGUGUAUAAAGUUGUUCUUAGCAAUGGGGAAAUAGUUGCAGUAAAAAAGCUGUGGGAAAGAUCGGACAAGAUUGAAGACGAGUUUAAGAUCGAAGUCGAGACACUGGGAAAAGUUCGGCACAAGAAUAUUGUGAAAUUAUGGUGCUCUUGCAAUACAGGAAGUUGCAAGCUACUGGUGUAUGAAUACAUGCCUAAUGGGAGCUUAGGUGAUUUGCUGCAUAUUAACAAGAGUAAAUUGUUGAAUUGGAGGACUAGGUUCAAGAUUGUUUUGGAUGCCGCUGAAGGGCUCUCCUAUUUGCAUCACGAUUGUGUUCCUUCAAUUGUACAUCGGGAUGUUAAAUCCAACAACAUACUGUUGGAUGAAGAUUUUGGAGCAAAAAUUUCUGAUUUUGGUGUUGCAAAGAUUUUGAAGAUAGUGGACCGGGGUGUCGAAUCAAUGUCUGUAAUUGCUGGUUCUCGCGGUUACAUUGCACCAGAAUAUGCUUAUACGCUUCGAGUGAAUGAAAAGAGUGAUAUAUACAGUUUCGGCAUAGUCAUUCUGGAACUUGUGACAGGCCGAACUCCGACAGAUCCUGAUUUCGGCGGAAAAGAUUUGGCUACAUGGGUGUGCACGACACUAGAUAAGAAAGGUAUCAAUCACGUGAUGGAUCCAAGUCUUGAUUCAGCAGAAUUCAAAGAACAAAUUUGCAGGGUUCUUGAUAUCGGCCUACUAUGUACUAGUUUCUUGCCAAUCAACCGCCCUUCAAUGCGCACAGUCGUCAAGAUGCUGCUGGCGUUGGCCAAUAACAUGCCUAGUGUUGUAGAAAAGGACGAUAACGGCGUGCUACUGGAUGAAUUCUAG
Molecule: messenger RNA, 2922 nt
Organism: Fraxinus pennsylvanica
Lineage: Eukaryota; Viridiplantae; Streptophyta; Magnoliopsida; Lamiales; Oleaceae
Source: the annotation of a GenBank genome assembly